UUUUUCGGAUACUCAACAAAAAGCUGACUGAUCGCACCAGCUGCGUGCCGUUUUCCACGGGGAAAACUUGAUCAGAAUUUCAAGUAACGAGAGAUGAAGUCUCCCGCAGUUGACCAAGAAGUCCCACAGGAGCAAGAUUCCCGAGAACCUACGGAAGUCUUGCAGACGGUGGCCGCCGGUGGUGCAGAUGAUGAGACACUGUCCGUGGUGGAUGAGGCAGUGAGUGAUGCUCUGGACUCGGAUUUUGGUGCCGGCAUUGAUCCCGAAGGGAAGGAACAAGUCGGUGACGGGGCAGCGGGGUUCGGCGAGACGAUGAAUCAGCUGGCCUUGUCUUCGACCGAAGCCACGGUUCUACGCAAAUCCUUUGACAUGGUCUUGGCAGCCUUGGGGAAUGACCGCGAGGCAUUGGGUGAUGCGAUCUACGGUUUGAAGAUUCACGCACUGGUGGCAAUCAAGGAGCCAUGGGACGGAUCGAGGCCCGACGAGAAACCGCCGAACGACUGGGCAAAAUGUGGUGAGAACGAAAAGGAUGGCGUGCCCAUUUUCGAUGGGAACUCAGAGCUAUACGCGCCGUUUCGGCGCGCGGCUCUCAACUAUGUGGAGACGCUGGAGUGGAAGAAAAGAUCGCUUGCUGGCCCUAGGCUUCAAGCAGCCUUGGAAGGCUCUGCUCGUGUGGCUGUGCAGCAUAAGACGCCUGGCUGGAUUAGUCAUCAGGAGGGUGCCACAAUGCUGCUAGACUUCUUGAAGACAAAAGUCCAAGCUCCUACACUCGCAGAAGCUGGAAAGAUGAUCUCUCGUUUCUUCUACACCAUCAAGCGUCGCAAGGGUGAAUCUAUGAAUGCUUGUGGGUGGUUCGUCACGAUGAGUCUCUCUAUGAGGCCCGACGAACGCUGGCAGAAGCAAUACAAGAGUAUGGAGAUUUGUUUGGAGAGACGUCUUCUCACGAAGGCGUAUCUAAUGCAGGUUCCUUCAAGCCCCUCUCAGCUGUGCAGUCGGGUGCAGGUUUGGAAGAUCAUCUCUCCUCCCGUGAGCACCAUAGUGACGCGCCGUUUGAUGAAGAUGGGCGCUUGCGAGAAGAGAUCUCGCACCCUGGGGAUGGACAGGAAAGCUGACCGCUUCCUUCCUGAUUUUGUGGUGGCAUGGAUACUCCUUCAACGCUCCGGAUUGGACAGCACUGAACGUGGAACCAUCAUUGCAAGCCUUCGCAACAUCUUCACGACUGACAACGUGAAGAAGGCAUUGAAGCUCGCUUGGCCAGAAGAUGACCUUCGUCGUCGCGAUCAGAACCGAGGCACGGCCUUGGCUCUUGACGAGGAUGACUCCAAGGACAUAUUGCUCCAACAGGAUGAGGAAGAGUCUGACUCGGAGUUCUUCGGGCUCCCUUCUGAUGAAGAGAAAGGCGAGUAUGGCCUCCUCUGCAGUGACGUGGACCAUGCUCUUCAAGUCUUCCAUCAGGCCAAAAGGACUUUAAAAGAUGCUCGUGAGCGCCAAAGCACUUAUCUGAAGAACCGACAGUUCUAUCCCAUCAAGCGUGAUGGUGCCCUCUGCAAAGGCAAAGGCAAGGAAACAGCUUGCAAAGGGAAAGCCUGCAAAGUUGACAACAUGGAGGCUCUGGCAGCUAGCAAGGACAAGCUUCUCCUUUUCAAGAAGUCUUUGGAGAAGGCGUCACCAAGCAGCCAGCUGACUGCCACUUUGGAGGAGCUAAACUCCUUGGAGCGCAGGCUGGGGAGCAGGAAGGUCCAUUGGAUGGAUGCGCUGUCUGCUUCGCCGAAGGAAGAACAUCAGACAUGCCCAGAGACCAGCUACAAGGCAGCGGUCAAAGAGCUGAAUGCGGUCAGUCAUCGCAAGGAUUCACUGCGGCAGUAUCUUCAAGAUCGCAAUGUCAAGAUGACUGGCAACGAGACCAUUCCUCAGCUCUUGGGCCUUGGUCUUCUCAUGAUUGGCGAGAAGAUUCCAGGGCAUUCCGAGGAUUCCCUGGACUUUGGCUCUCACGCGAACAAGACCUAUGGCAUGAUGAAGGGCGCAAGCUAUGCCGAGUGGGUGAUCACCACCUACCACGAGUCCGGGGGUCACGAGGGCACGAGCAACUGGCGCCUCAAGCGCUUUGCGGAGUGGCUGAUCAACGUGAGUCAUCCGACUCCCAAGACAGCGGCCCCAGUGACUCCCAAGAAGACCGCCGGCAAGAUUCAAGUGUCCAGUCCAGACAUCACAUCGGACUCCUCCUUCAGCAAGGUCUCGAUGACCAAGAAGAAGGGCUGGAGGCUGGAGGAAGGCCCUGUGCCCUUCUUGCUUCCACACGAAAAUUUGUCAGACUACAUGUACCAACAGGGUGCCAAGGCAGAGGCCAUGCCUGAUGAAGGCAGUACCGCCAAGUCCAUUCCAGUACCUCCCAGAUCAGAGGAGGAGGAAAUGCUGUCGGACAACGAGAUCAAGAUCCAGGGGCUGGAGAGCCAGCUGCAGGCCGUGAAGGGAGCGAGCAAGCGCGAGAAGCGCGCCACCAUUUUGGCGGCAGAAGCGGACAAGCGUGGGUGCUUGUUCGUGGUUGAACUCUCGGAGAGGAUGAAUCCAAGCAAGAUGAACUUGAACAUGAUACCGAGGAAUAUGUUCCUGAAUGGAUGGAUGACUUAUCCUCAAGGAGGAAAUCUGCAAGACAUUUGGGCUCCACCAGUGAAACGUGCCUUCACCAAGACUCCUGGUGUGAAGAGAAAAGAACAAGACUUCCUGAUGGAACCGUCCAGGAGGAGAAGAAGAAAGAUGGAACAAAACCGGACUCCGACCUCCUGGUCCUACUUGCUGCCGCCUCACGAACUCCUUCACAGCACAUCUGUUCAAGACGCCUGCGUCGCGAUCGAGAUCGAUCUGCCUUCAGACAGAGAUCUUAAAAAGAAAGGAUGGAUGAGAGAUUUUAGCAGUUUUUUGGUGAACCAGGUGAAGAAGAACCACGUUGAGGUGCUAGAGAGAUAUCUCACGGAAGAAGAGAAGAAGCUAUUCGUAGCUGCAAAAGAUGUCAAAGUCAAGAACUUCAUCUUGGCAAAGGUCUUUGAAUGCCUACCAGACCACAUGAUGCCAGAUCCCUCACAGGUGAUCAGAAUGCGCGGGGUAUUGACUUGGAAGGUGAACCCAGAAACCUCAGCCAAGAAGGCCAAGGCCCGUGUCGUGGUCCUUGGAUAUUUGGAUCCAGACUACGGGAGAAGACCUUCUGCAAGUCCAAGUCCCGCACUUCAUGACAGCUCUUCCUCCAGUGCGCCGCAAGUUUUGGAUUCUCCAUUGAGAAGGGCGACGCCUCAGGAGCGCGAACUUGAUGUGGUCUCUCCGGUGUACUGGGUUUCUUCCAAGAUUACUCGGGUAUGUGUGUUAGUGAGCGACAGCAAGAAUGUCUUCGACUGGCUGAAUCAGACCAUGCUGACACUUCGUGGCGCUGAAAAGCGCAACGAUUUAGAGACUCUAUGCCUCAAGGAGGAGAACUUCACAACGCCCCGUGCAGUGGUGUCCCUCCGCUUUUUCAAUUGCUUCCGCUUGCUCCUAGAGAAGGCCGAAGACCCCAACGAGCUGAAAAUAUAUGUGGAAACCUUGGCCUUCAAGCUCCUUGGACGUGAAGGUAUUGUUGGGGAUGGUGGAUCGGUUUUAGGGUUGGCCGAAAUUUGUGCGGUGGGUGUUACCUAG
Durusdinium trenchii is the source of this 3663-nucleotide messenger RNA. The record is from the annotation of a GenBank genome assembly. NCBI's taxonomy places the organism in Eukaryota, Dinophyceae, Suessiales, Symbiodiniaceae.